Messenger RNA from Entrophospora candida, 2216 nucleotides. NCBI's taxonomy places the organism in Eukaryota, Fungi, Glomeromycota, Glomeromycetes, Entrophosporales, Entrophosporaceae. The record is from the annotation of a GenBank genome assembly.
GUAUUUAUCCUGAUGUUCCAAAAUAUACUCAGGCCAAUUCUAAUGGAUGUAAGUAUCCUAUACCUGAUGAGUACUUAGUUGAAACUGAAUUUGGAAAAAAGAAGCAUAUACUCAGAUGUUCUACUAAAUACCAUGACAAUAGGCCUGUAUAUUAUUUGAAUUGGAAUGAUAGUGAAAAUGAAAAUCACCAAGUAACAUCAGAAAAAUCAGCAACAGAUGCCACUCAAAAAUAUUUGAAGUUUUGUUAUUUGGGUAUUAUGAAUAAUAAAAAUGCUAUUUUCCUACCAGAUCAUCAUUAUAGCUUAGUACUAUAUUCUGGUGUUGAAAAAUAUGGAUAUUUGCAAAAAGCUUUACACCAACUUAUAGAAGAGCUUGAUGAUAUUGACAAGAAUGGAUUUAUUGAUUCAAUUGGGCAAAAAUGGAGAAUAACUAUAUACUUUAGCAGUUAUUGGAAAAUUUUAUCAAUUUGUGUAGGAAUAAACAAUGCAACUGCAAAUCAUUUUUGCCCAUGGUGUCUGUGUUCAAAAUUUGAACAUAGACAUAAGCUUCAACCCUUGUUCCCUAUGAUUCCAUUAACUCAUUGGAUUCCAGAUGAACUACAUUUGACACUUCGUAUUACUGACCAUCUUUGGGUUCUAAUGUUAUCUGAAACAAAUUACCAAAGUUCUGAAGAAACAAGGGAACAAAUAAAAAAAGAAAUGCUUAGAAUUGGUGUACAUUUCCAAUUUUGGCAAACCCAGAUUCAAAGAAUUGGAGUUAUACCAGUCUUAUGGCAAUUACAAGCACCACAAAUGCAACAAGCAUUUAGUGGUGUAGUUGAUAAUAAAACCACUUUAUGGAUGGGAGAAAUUGAACCUUGGAUGGACGAAAAUUUUUUAAGGCAAAUUUGGUACCAACUUGGUGAAAAUGUUAAUGUAAAAAUAAUUAGAGACAGAUUUACUGGUGCAAAUGCAGGUUAUUGUUUUGUAGAUUUUGUGAGCAAUGCUUCGGCAGUAAAAGCAUUGACCACAGUAAGCGGAGCAGCUAUCCCUGGUACUAAUCGAGUAUUCAAACUUAAUUGGGCAACAGGAGGCGGCUCAACAGAUAGAAAAGAUGAUCGUGGAGCAGAUUUUUCGGUAUUCGUUGAUCCAAUAAGUGGAAUAUCUAGAGGGUAUGGAUUUAUUCGUUUUGGUGAAGAAAGUGAUCAACAACGUGCUCUUGUAGAAAUGCAAGGAGCACUUUGUGGAAAUCGACCAAUACGAAUUUCCACGGCAACUCCUAAAAAUAAACUUUUAUUACAAGGUGGUCAUAUUCAACAAACAACUGCUCAAAAUCCAUCUUUUAAUAAAUAUGAUAAUGAUCCAAAUAACACUACAGUUUUUGUUGGAGGGAUUACUGGUGUUAAUGGUGAAGAAGAACUUAAAAGUUAUUUUCAAGGAUAUGGUGAAAUUAGAAAUGUAAAAAUUCCAAUUGGUAAAAGUUGCGGAUUUAUACAAUAUGUUAGUAGAGAAAGUGCUGAAACGGCUAUCAAUCAGAUGCAAAAUCAGAUUAUUGGUAAUUCAAGAGUACGAGUAUCAUGGGGUAGAACUCAAACAGAUAAAAAUACUGCAGUAAAUCGACCACAAUAUAAUACUUUUGGAGGUGUAUCGUCACCUUCAGCUUCAUACAAUAAUUCCUAUGUAUCAGCACUACCACCACCACAAACAACAUUUCCUUCUCAAAUUCAGGUGAACUCAAUGGACCCCCUGGAUCCUAUUUCUGUUCAGUAUUUGAAUGAUCAUUAUAUUUCUAAUAAAGAAGCUUUAACUGAAAGAAUAGAUAUUAAUACAAAUAACUGUGGUAAGGAAAAGGUAAUGUUUGCCUUAACCGCAAUUAAGGGUGUUGGUCGUCGUUAUUCUAAUUUGGUUUGUAAAAAGGCUGAUGUCGAUCUAAAUAAAAGAGCUGGUGAAUUAUCCAAUGAAGAAUUGGAACGUAUUGUGACCAUUAUUCAAAAUCCUACACAAUACAAAAUCCCUGACUGGUUUCUCAAUAGACAAAAAGAUAUUGUUGAUGGAAAGAAUUCACAACUGUUGGCUAAUGGUCUUGAAAGUAAACUUCGUGAAGAUUUAGAAAGAUUAAAAAAGAUCCGUGCUCAUCGUGGUUUAAGACAUUAUUGGGGUUUACGUGUACGUGGUCAACAUACAAAGACUACAGGUAGACGCGGUAGAACUGUUGGUGUAUCUAAAAAGAAAGGUUAG